UGCUACGUGUUCACUGUUCAUCAUACAUAGUAGUGUAGUCGUUUUAUUUAGUAGCAUUGGUAGCUUAGUAAACUUCAAAAUGGAUGGAGUGAUUGAUGAAGUAUUGGCGCAAUCUAAUGAAAGUCUUGCGGAAAAUGAAAAUUCAACAUCAACAAGAAUACCUUCAACACCAGAAGGAAUGGCUCUAGCAUACGGUAGUCUCAUAAUAAUGGCAAUAUUGCCGAUUUUUUUCGGUAGUUACCGAUCUGUAAAGCACCAUAAGGAACAAAAGAAAGCAUUUGAAGCUGGAGGUGAAAAACCAGAAACUAUGUCACAAAAAGAUGCUGCAAUGUUCCCUUUAAUUUCCAGUGUUGCGCUUUUUGGAUUGUACAUUUUUUUCCAGAUAUUUUCCAAAGAGUAUAUCAAUCUGUUAUUGACAGGAUAUUUCUUUUUUCUUGGAAUACUGGCACUUUGCCAUUUAACGAGCCCCAUCAUCUCGUCCUUAGUACCAGCUGCAAUACCAAAAACACCAUAUCAUAUCCAUUUUACUGAAGGUGAAGGAGAUAAGCUUGAGAGUAUUAUUGAUUAUAAAUUUAAUCUUCAUGAUAUUGUGUGUUUAAUCUGUUGUUCUAUGAUUGGAGCUUGGUACCUCUUUCAAAAACAUUGGAUUGCUAACAAUCUCUUCGGUAUAGCGUUUGCUAUCAAUGCAGUAGAAUUAUUACAUCUCAAUAAUAUUGUCACUGGAUGUAUUUUAUUAGGUGGUCUUUUUGUAUAUGACAUUUUUUGGGUAUUUGGAACAAAUGUAAUGGUAACUGUGGCGAAAUCCUUUGAAGCUCCUAUUAAACUAGUAUUUCCUCAAGACAUGUUAGAACAAGGGUUUAGCGCUAAAAACUUUGCCAUGUUAGGCCUAGGUGAUAUUGUCGUUCCUGGUAUUUUUAUAGCGCUACUACUCAGAUUUGACCAUAGCUUGAGUCGAAGAUCCAACACUUACUUUUAUUCAACAUUCUUUGCCUAUUUUAUGGGAUUACUUACAACAAUGCUAAUCAUGCAUUUAUUUAAUCAUGCACAACCAGCGCUUCUGUACUUGGUACCUGCCUGUUUAGGAACUCCUUUACUGGUCGCAUUAAUCAAAGGAGACAUCAAAACACUUUUUCUAUAUGAAGAUCAUCCAUCUAAUCCUACAAAUGAUGAAAAAAUUGUCACCCCGUUAAUUGAAAACUCCACUCAGUUAGACAAAUCUAAAAGAAAAGGAAAAGUUAUCGCAAAAACCGCUGAAGAUAACGAUAGCCAAGUUUGUAUGAAGAAAGAUCAAUAAAUAUUUAGUAUAUUUAAUUUAUAGAGAAAUAAAUUAUUGCGAGUAUUAGAUGAGAAUUGGUUUCAUUGAAUUAUUAAGACGAAUUUAUUCUUAAUUUAAACAACAUAUUCCAAAUAUUUGGUUUUAUAAUUUUAUUUCUGCAUUUUUUAUGGCUUUUAUAAAACUAGUCAAUGAUGACAAUAUCAACGAAAAUUUCAAUAAGUAAAAGUAGAAGAAAAAGCAAAAUGAUUUUGUUUCACGUGGAGAAAAAAAUAUCAGAAUGACAAUCUAACGUAUUUUUAAACUUUUAACUUCUGAAUGAGGUAAUAUUAGUAUAAUGAUUUAUUUCUGCCACUGUGGAAAUCUGUGUGAUGACCUCAACUACCGAAUAGAUUGAGAUCGUUUAACAAAAAUCGCUGAGUUUGUGUAAUCACGUACUCGAAUUAUUGCGGUCCCAUUGACAACCAUAAUAUAUUACUUAUGUUGGCAUGGUUUUAAGAUUACUAUUAUGUAUGAGUGAGUAGAAAUUGAAUUGUUAGAGAGAAUUUAUAUGCUUUAAUUUUUAUAUUUUUUUAGAAUGAAUAUUACUUAUCUGCCUAAUAAAAUUUUACUAUUUCAUUCAUUUACACUAUUAUUUAACCCGUAAGUGACUGUAUUAUUCUUAUUUUACUUAUAAAAUAGUAAAUCAGUAAUCAUUGUAUAUGAGUGAAAACUUUGUGUAGCGAAAUAGAUUAUAAAAUCUAUCACUAAAAAAUACGACUAUAUUGCGUAUGGCCGAAAAUUUCAAUGUAUAUAGUCACUCUGACAAUAUUAUUCUCUCCAUGUCGAAGAAAUAACAGAGACUCAAUCUUAAUAAAAAAUUCUUCAUAUUCGUACAAAUUUAUGAAGCAUAAAUAAAUUAUUUACUUUCUAUUA
Molecule: messenger RNA, 2188 nt
Organism: Cotesia glomerata
Lineage: Eukaryota; Metazoa; Arthropoda; Insecta; Hymenoptera; Braconidae
Product: minor histocompatibility antigen H13
Exons: 5
Coding region: 80-1294 (404 amino acids)
Biological process (GO): membrane protein proteolysis
Cellular component (GO): lumenal side of endoplasmic reticulum membrane; membrane; cytoplasmic side of endoplasmic reticulum membrane
Molecular function (GO): aspartic endopeptidase activity, intramembrane cleaving
Source: RefSeq, a predicted model, not a curated record